AUGAACUUCCUUCUAGCAUUAUUGCUUAUACUUCCAAACAUUGCCGCUUAUUUCGUCUCACAAUGGAAAUCGUUACGAGAAAAUGUGGAAAUUGUUUCCGAUGUUGGUCCUGGAAAUGAGAAGAGAUUUUUAUAUUCACACAAUAGUGAUGGACCACUAUUUCUUUUCGUCACUCCAUGCAGUGGUUCCGUACAUUGGAGAUUGUACGAGUUUAAAGGAGGUAGGAAUUACAAAAUGUCCUUUAACAAUGUUUCGUGGUCGUGGUUUUCAUUAUACGAACUUGAUCCGCUUUUUUGAAC
This is a messenger RNA of Cylicostephanus goldi, 299 nucleotides long. NCBI's taxonomy places the organism in Eukaryota, Metazoa, Nematoda, Chromadorea, Rhabditida, Strongylidae. The record is from the annotation of a GenBank genome assembly.